UCGUGUUAGUUUUGGUUUGAAAUUCGUUCAGUUCUGUUGUACACAAAAUGAACAAAUUUUUAUUUUGUCUUGGCGUUUUGUUGACGGGCUUAAAACUUGUUUAUGGCUCAACUCAAAACAUGAUUUGCUAUUACGACUCGAAGGCCUACGAACGCAAUGGACCUUCACAAUAUUCAAUACCCGACUUAGAAGUCGCACUACAGUUUUGUACGCAUCUUGUAUACGGUUAUGCUGGUAUCAAGCCGGAAACAUUUCAAUUGACAAGCUUGAAUAAUAAUCUCGACAUUCAGAAACGUCAUUUUGCAACCAUAACCUCACUCAAAGAGAAAUAUCCACAUAUUAAAUUCCUUUUGAGCGUUGGUGGUGAUAAGGAUGUGGAAAAUCCAGACAAAUAUCUUGAGUUGCUUGAAGCUGGACGAUUGAAGCAAACCGUAUUCAUUGAGUCAGCUCGCGAUCUUUUGAGAAGUUAUAAUUUUGAUGGUUUGGAUUUGGCAUUCCAAUUACCACGUAAUAAGCCACGUAAAGUGCACUCCGAUGUUGGCAUGGCUUGGAAGAGCUUCAAGAAGUUCUUUACCGGCGAUUUUGUGGUUGACAAGAAGUCUGAUGAGCACAAAGAACAAUUCACCGAUUUAGUAGAGAGUCUGAAAACUGCUUUCCGUCCACAUGAUUUGAUGCUUACAUUGACUGUGCUUCCAAACGUUAACUCCAGCUGGUACUACAAUGCUCCCGCUUUAGUGAAUAAUUUGGAUUAUGUUAACUUGGCGGCUUUUGAUUUUUUGACACCUGAACGCAAUCCUGAAGAAGCAGAUUUCACAGCACCAUUAUACGAAUUAUAUGACCAGAAUCGCUUACCACAUCUAAACAUAAAUUUCCAAGUCGAGAAUUGGCUUUUGCAACGUGUGCCACCCAAUAAAAUUGUGUUAGGUGUACCAAGCUAUGGACGUGCAUGGAAAAUGACUACCGAUUCAGGCACCACGGGUUUACCUGUUGUGCCAGCAACAGAAGGUGCUGCUCCUGCUGGCCCACAAACAAAAACUCCGGGUUUAUUAAAUUGGGCGGAAAUCUGCAUUAAGCUACCAAAUCCAGGCAAUAUUAAUCUUAAAGGGGCUGAUGCACCCAUACGUCGUAUUUCCGAUCCAACAAAACGUUAUGGCACUUAUGCUUUUCGACCAGCCGACAAUGGUGAGAAUGGUAUGUGGGUCAGUUAUGAAGAUCCCGAUACAGCAUCUAAUAAGGCCGGUUAUGUUAAGGUAAAGAAUCUUGGCGGUGUUGCAUUAUUCGAUCUAACCAUGGAUGAUUUUCGUGGACAGUGCACUGGCGACAAAUACCCAAUGUUAAGAGCAAUCAAAUAUCGUUUGCUAUAAAAUUGUUAUCAAAAUUUUUAGAAUUGUUGUGAUUGUUUAUAAAAAAACAUUAACUAAUUUUAAUUGAACUAUUGACAGAAGUCUUUGUAAUCGUUUAUUAAAGCUAAAAUAUAUUAUAUAUAUACACAAUACGUUA
This is a messenger RNA of Teleopsis dalmanni, 1500 nucleotides long. RefSeq names its product chitinase-like protein Idgf3. The transcript is spliced from 3 exons. Gene Ontology annotation, molecular function: chitin binding. Gene Ontology annotation, biological process: chitin catabolic process; carbohydrate metabolic process. Gene Ontology annotation, cellular component: extracellular region. NCBI's taxonomy places the organism in Eukaryota, Metazoa, Arthropoda, Insecta, Diptera, Diopsidae. The record is from RefSeq and is a predicted model, not a curated record. Bases 48 to 1364 code for a protein of 438 amino acids.